UCCAAACUUUGGCCAACAUUCCAGUGAGUGUGCGGAGCCCGUCCUGCCAUGCGCGGACUGUAGAGCCUGUUGGAUUUGUUCUCUGCGGCUGUUUUACGCUCAUCGUCAUGGCUCCGUUUGGGAAAAACUUCCUGAAAGCUCGACUGAAAAACAGGACCAAAGAUGCCGAGCCCACAGUUGGAAAGGAGAUUCAGGUCACUGUGUGCAAUGAGGAAAAGGUUGUCUGUGGAGUAACGAAACACACAACAUGUGCAGAUAUGAUCCAAGCAUUGCUAGAGGACCACAAGUCCAUCCCAGAGAGUAAGCGCCUCCUGCAUGGGGAACCCAAAGACUUCUGCCUGGUCGAGCGAUGGAAGGGCUUCGAGCGAGCGCUGCCUCCCCUCACCAGAAUCCUCAGGCUCUGGUUCGCUUGGGGUGACCAGAGACCCUUUGUUCACUUUGUUCUGCUCAAAACCAGUGAUUUUGUUUCCCAGUCUGCUAGAAAGGUGGGGAAGUCCAAGGGGGCUAAACCCAAACGCUGGGAGCACAGUCGCACUCCGCAGUCUCUGCCGGUGGAGAAACAGAAGCGAGUGGUGAAGAAGGCGUUCCGGAAACUGGAGAAACUGCACAAGGAGAACAGGACCUCCCCGGGCGCCGAGGAGGUGGACCGGAUGGUGCAGCUCAUCCUCAACCAGGACCACACCAUCCAGGAGCAGAUCCAGCGCAUGAGGGAGCUGGACUUGGAGAUUGAGCAGUUUGAGGCGCAGUCUGAGAGUGUGUCGACUCAGGCUUGUGGUCAUUUUGGAGUUUGGGGUUUGGAGGCGCAAAGCGAGGAGCAGCUGCAGGAGUAUCUGUACACCAGCGAUGGAGUGGAAGAGCUGGAGCUGCAGGUUCAGCGCCACCAGGACCUCAUCCUCCAUCUGUCCCGGGAAAUCGACGCCGAGCUGCGCAAAGAUGACGAGGAUGACGAGCAGGAUGGAGCUGCCGCCGCUUCCUUCAGCCCCUCUGAGACGGACGAACCGGUCUACGCCGCCGAACUGGAGAAGCUGCAGAGCGAACUGAAACACAGCCUCGUCACCGGCGUGUCCCUCCACAACCAAACAGCAGAAAUAGACAAGCAGCUCAGGUACUUUGAAGCCACGCUGGUCUCCAAGGACCAGGAGUGUUGGCAUUUAGCUGCUCAGCUGAACUCGCUGCAGAUCAUGGACAGCAUGGAGGACAAGUCCGGUCCUGGUCCUCUGAAAAAUGAGAGUGUUUCACAGACGGUGAAACUCAAACACAGCCAGUCGCCUCUGGACGUUACAGACACAGACUCAGACACUGGGAUUAGUUCCACACACAGUCAGGACUCUUUGUCACCGUGUCUCGACUUCCCUCCCCCACUGGACACUGACGUCUGAACGAACCCAGAUGACCCUGCAAUUUAAUGCUGUGUGUGCACUAGAUCCAGUUUAGGCCUCUCUUUUAUCGCCUGUUCUACUGAGUCACAGAGCUAAGCACCUGUUUGUCUGAAAGAUGGAUCACUGGCAAUCCUUCCAGAACAAAAAGUGCCAUUUAACCUGGGUGCGAUUCACUGGGAGGGACCCCUCAAGGCCAUAUAAACCUUCCUCUGUUGAAUGAUUUCUACCCCUGGUUGAGUCCAAACUCCUUCCCCCUCAUAGUGAUCAGUGCUACUUACAAAUAGGCUACAUAAAAUAUCUAACCCUUAUGUCCUCACAGUAUUUUUUUUUUUCCAUAAAUUAACUUCAGCCUUCUCAAAAUGUACUUUAAAUGGAAGUUUAAUUAUUUGAUUAUUGAAUUGUUUAUUACAAAAAACACACACAAAAAAAUAUCUUCCAUAUAUUAUUUCCCAUUACUAUAAUAAAUAGUAAUGGGAUUGGACAUCGGUGGUGAUUAAAGUCUAUGUCAAAAAUGGAAGUUAAUGAGGCAUUUUUGGCCAUAAAGGUGUUAAAAAUACGAAUGCAGUUUGUUUUUUUUUUUUUUUUUUUUUUUUGUAAACUGACAUUUAAUAGCAAUUUUAAGAAAUAAAAUAUAAAAGACAGUAAAAGUAAGACUGAAUUUCAAGAAAUUCAACUAAAACAAAAAGAUUUUGCCAAAAUUCAUGCCACAAGCUGUAACACAAUGAUCCAAAAUGAUCACCAAAUUUAAAAAAAAAAUAAAAAUAAAAAAAAAAAUAGACAAACAUUACAUGCCUGAGGGGGGCAUAAUGGAAUGGGGUUAAUGGAAGUAAAAGAACUGCAACUUCAGAAAACUGCAAUAAAAUCAGAAAUGAACUUUCACUGUGAUCUGGGUGUAAACUGCAAGGGAUUCAGGAAUGUUUAUGGAUGUCUAAAUAAUAACAACAUGAUUUUUUGGGGGUAAAUAAAUAAGAGCUGAAAGGUUGUUUCUGUAAAGAAAUGAUGGAAAUCUGCAAAUUAAAAAGAAUUCUCCCUUUUCCCGGUUAGAUCAGCAGAUAUAGCAUUAAUGAACGUGAUUUUCAUUUUCGUCUUUGUAAUGGGGAAAAGAAAACAACAUAUCACUGGUGAAGUGUACAGGUUUCCACCUAUCUGCAUAUAGGAAUAGGAAUGAUACAUGCUAAAUAAAGUGCCUUAAAAGUAUUGAAUUUGUUGUUGCCCACAAAAAAGUGACCAUGAACUCCUCUGAAAGCCUUGGUGUAGUUUGCCAGUUGAUGUCAGAAGCAUUAUAAUCUCACUAAUGCAGUUUGGGAUACAUUUUUAACAAAUACAAUCAUUAAACACCCCAAAACAUAGACAUUUUUAACAAAACAUAUCCUGAAUUUAACUGUUUUCAACAACAAAUAUGGUAGCUUCAAGUUCAGUCUGAACAAUGCAACACAAAAUUAACCAUUUUCAUUAUUUUAUACAUCUUUUUGUUCAUAUUAAUUUCCAUUUUCUAUCAUUUCUUAUAUAGUAAUGUGUGUAUAACAGUAUAUUAUUCACUGUGGAAUCAUACCAGGGCAAGGUAAUAAUGUCACUGUUGGUUAAUGAUGCAAAAACAGCAGUAAACUUCUAGCGUGCAUUCAUUACAAAAAAAAAAAAACAAAAACUUUUACAUGAUGUAUGUCAGACAAGAACUCAA
Molecule: messenger RNA, 3057 nt
Organism: Sphaeramia orbicularis (orbiculate cardinalfish)
Lineage: Eukaryota; Metazoa; Chordata; Actinopteri; Kurtiformes; Apogonidae
Gene: rassf9
Product: Ras association domain family member 9
Exons: 2
Coding region: 108-1379 (423 amino acids)
Biological process (GO): signal transduction
Source: RefSeq, a predicted model, not a curated record